AUGAAAGUGUUUGUAAAUAGUUCGUUUUUAGGUAUGCUCAGACAUUCAAAAACAAUUAAUGUAGUUAUUUCUCGCUCCAUAAAAAAUUUUGGACACAAACGACAGCCAGUUCCUAUUAUAACGACUUUAUGGCAUGGGUUUCUAACUUUUACGUUUAUUGGAUUAGUACUGGAGUGGAAAAAAAUCAAAAUGCUCAUAUUCGGAGAUGCAUUCGAUACACCUAUGUUACAAGAAUCAGUAGAAUCUAAUGAUAAUCUGAAGUAA
Molecule: messenger RNA, 264 nt
Organism: Arctia plantaginis
Lineage: Eukaryota; Metazoa; Arthropoda; Insecta; Lepidoptera; Erebidae
Source: the annotation of a GenBank genome assembly